GUUCGAGGUCAUUCUUAGCUACAUAGUUUGUGGCCAGCCUGGGCUAUAUGAGACGCUGUGAAGUAAAAUUAAAAGAUUAGGACCUGGGACUGCGCAGAGACCAGAGCGUGGUGGUGUUUGGGGACUGAUAGGGGCAGAUGCCCGGUGGAUCAGUCGGUGGGCUAGUCCAGGCGGGCGGCUUAGGGGAGGCAUGCAAAGUGAAGUGUCUAACCACUGCCAGGCCUGUGCCCAGCAGGCAGGAGGGUCAACGCUGGGCCCAGGACAUUGAGAGUAGCACCUUGGCACAUUAUGAGGGAAAGUUCCAGCACCAUUGUGACUCGCUUCACCCUUGGGACACCCUAGGUCAGACAGGCAGGCUAGUGGGACUCUGUGGACAGAGUGGGCUGGGGGCCUAUGGGCCCUGGUGGCCCUGGGGACCACCAUGGCCAUGGCUGAGCGGCCACGGCCCGGAUGGGCUUCGUACCACUACCCCAACACCAACAACUGCCAGGACAUGGGCAACUCCAUCCUGUUGCUGUUGGGCCUUGUCAUCUGUAUUAACAUUGGCAUCAAUAUGGUGACCCUGCUCUGGAGCCGACUACGUGUGGUCUUACGCCGAAUGUUCCAUAUCCUUUGUGAGAAAGACGCUGCCAAAUCGUCCUCACCGGGCACGGUGACCAAGCCUGCAAAGAAGCAGAGCCACCCCGAAGUUCAUCUUCGAUGCACCAUGGACCCCGUGAAAAUGACCGUGACACCCCCGCCCGCUCGCCGUCGCCAUCGAGCCUCUCUGUCUCAUCGCCCCCGUCGUGCCUGCCGCCCAGUAGCCUGCACCCUCGACACUGAGGACGAGAAGCCCCCACGUCAGCCCCCAGCAAUCUGCUCCCACCAUUGGGAUGGCCCCAGAGACUGGGAUGACUUCCAACCCAUCCAGCAGGUCUGGGAUCUCUGGACGCAGGAUGCCCCAGAGCCACAUCCCCAGACCAUCCAUUUCCAGCCGUCAGUAGAGGGAAAGCCUCUCAAAUCGGAUGUCCACUCUGAGCUGGGCCUAGAGGCCUAUGUAUACACGGUGAACCCGCCACCUCCAAGCCCAGAGGCUUUGAGCCGCAAGAACAAUGGGGUGGGGGUGGGGGCAGGUGCCCAGGGUGAAGAAGCGCAGUGCCAGCCUGCCCCCCUGACCUUCCUGGGCCCAGCAAACGUCCCUGAAAUCCCCCAGCGCCGCUCCUCAGGCCGAAUAGUAUAUGAUGCCCGAGACGUAAGACGGCGACUUCGAGAACUCACUCGGGAGGUGGAGGCCUUAUCCCACUGUUACCCUUUGGCCUCGGGGUCCAGCACUACAAGGACGGACUGGGUGUAUCGCCCCCUAAAGGGAAGGUGA
Messenger RNA from Jaculus jaculus (lesser Egyptian jerboa), 1354 nucleotides. RefSeq names its product spermatid maturation 1 (gene Spem1). The transcript is spliced from 3 exons. Gene Ontology annotation, biological process: flagellated sperm motility; sperm individualization. Gene Ontology annotation, cellular component: cytoplasm. Bases 422 to 1354 code for a protein of 310 amino acids. The record is from RefSeq and is a predicted model, not a curated record. NCBI's taxonomy places the organism in Eukaryota, Metazoa, Chordata, Mammalia, Rodentia, Dipodidae.